Molecule: messenger RNA, 513 nt
Organism: Trichomonas vaginalis G3
Lineage: Eukaryota; Parabasalia; Trichomonadida; Trichomonadidae
Exons: 1
Coding region: 1-513 (170 amino acids)
Source: RefSeq, a predicted model, not a curated record
AUGCAGAGACCAACUUUUAUUGAAUAUGCUCAGAGAACAGGUAGAGGCAUGAUUACUGGCCAUGGUUUUGCUCUUAUGGGGUCAAUGAAGCACGCACUCUUUGAGGCCCCUUAUGGAUCAAAAAUGGCUGAAUUUAAAUCCAAUUUUGCUUUAACAUCAAAGCAAAAUGCUGUUAGCAUGGCAAAAUGGGCUCUUUGCUCUGCUACAAUCACACCAUAUAUAACUUCUCGCAUUAAAAAUCCAAUAGUUGCAGAUAUCGCUGAAGGUUCUAUGGUUGGUGCUCUCUUAGAAUGGAGAAAUGGUAUGAAGGGAAUUGCAUCGGGGGCUUUCCAAGGUGCCCUUCAGUCAGUUUUCAUGACAGUUGUCGGAAAAGGUCUCCAGAUCGUACUUACACCAAUUAAUACAUACAGAAACAAUCAAAGAGUAAAGAAAUUCACAAUUGAACGCAAUCAAAAUACACUUAAGUCUCCAUUUGAGGCCAUUUCUACAGUUUUCUUCAAUUCUCCAAAAUAA